AUGUCUGCUUCCAAGUCUUUCGCCGACGCCGUAAAGGAACGCCGCACCAUCUACCAGCUCAACAAGAGCUCACCCAUUUCCGACAAAGCAAUCGCCGACAUUGCUGAAAAGGCUCUCCUCCAUACUCCCUCAUCAUUCAACUCCCAAUCCACCCGUCUGGUCGUGUUGUUAAAUAAGGACCACGACAAGUUCUGGGACUAUGUGCUCGAGGUCCUCAAGCCCUUGACCCCCGCGGAAACCUUUGGCGCGACCGAGCAGAGGAUCAGUGGAUUCAAGGCUGCUAAAGGAACCAUCCUCUUCUACGAAGACCCCGAACCUGUUGAGAACCUCCGCAAGACCUACCCCAUCUACGCAAACUCAUUCGGCGACUGGUCCGAGCACACCAACGCCAUGCACCAGUACAACCUCUGGGUCGCGCUCGAGGCCGAAGGCUUGGGCGCCAACCUUCAGCACUACAACCCCGUCAUCGACCAGCGCGCCGCUGAGGAGUGGAACAUUCCUCUUCAGUGGAAGCUCAGGGCUCAACUCGUCUUUGGUGGACGUGCUGGCGAGGCUGGGGAGAAGCAUUUUGAGCCGACUCAUGGCAAGAGGUUGUUUGUUCACGGCGCUCAAUAG
Messenger RNA from Plenodomus lingam JN3, 615 nucleotides. The record is from RefSeq and is a predicted model, not a curated record. Lineage: Eukaryota; Fungi; Ascomycota; Dothideomycetes; Pleosporales; Leptosphaeriaceae.